Molecule: messenger RNA, 249 nt
Organism: Pipistrellus nathusii (Nathusius's pipistrelle)
Lineage: Eukaryota; Metazoa; Chordata; Mammalia; Chiroptera; Vespertilionidae
Source: the annotation of a GenBank genome assembly
AUGGCGACCAGGAGCCUGGCGCGGCGGCUCGGGCUGAUCCGGACCCGGGCCCGGGGCGCUGCGGGCGGGACGGCGGGCGGCAGACGCGAGCAGCCCUUCGCCUACCUGAUGGUCCUGGACUUCGAGGCCACGUGCUGGGCGGGUGGGGAGCGCUCCCGGAGCCCCGAGAUCAGAUUGCAUUCAAAAUCUAAAUUGCAUAGAAACUGGAAGAAGAGAUUUUAUGAGGAUCCAAGAUGGCUGCUCGGGUAG